Messenger RNA from Phytophthora infestans T30-4, 993 nucleotides. RefSeq names its product bzip transcription factor. Bases 1 to 993 code for a protein of 330 amino acids. The transcript has a single exon. NCBI's taxonomy places the organism in Eukaryota, Oomycota, Peronosporomycetes, Peronosporales, Peronosporaceae. The record is from RefSeq and is a predicted model, not a curated record.
AUGAAAGUUAGCGAGCUCGUGUCCACUUGUCCUGAUCUCGACAACGCGCAACCUGGUCUCACGGUCAGUACCACACCACCGGCAGACGAAUCGGCGGGUCACCGUGACCGUCACGUGCUUCGGUCCGAAGCUCGAAAGCGGUCAGAGUCUGUCAUGACUGAAGGCUCGAGCACUGCGAGUCCCAUGCUCGAGCCAAAGACGACGCCGCGCCUCACAGAUAAGCAGGCCAUUCGACGUGAGCAAUGUCGAGCGAACCAAGCGCGGUACCGGAAUAAGCAGCUAAACCGAAGACGCGAGCUCCAACGACAAAUCCAGCGACUGGAAGAGGACAUUCAAGGGCUAAAAGUGAAGCGGCGAAGCAUCCGGUUCGAAAGGAGGACCAACCAAAAUCCAUGGACCAUUAUUGGCGAAGUUUUCCGUCUUUUAGACGACGGCUUUCGGUCCCCCUGGCGAUUGGCGAAUAUGGAGGAGAUGAUGAAGCAUGCUGAGACGCGGCGAAGCCUUGAGUUCCUCCAGAAGUCGUUCGUACACGACGUGGCUAUGGGCGAACUCCGAGGGAUCAAUGCGCUCAUGGACCAGUGGAGACGCUACUCGUUGUACCUUGAAGAGCCUCAUCUUGAGCUCAAGCGGGUUGAGGCUCUGACCAGUGGCGUCGUGACUGCCGUUGCUACUCUCAGUGCGACUGUUACUGAGUUUACGGUGCGAUGUGUCUUUCCUCAUCUUAAAAUCCCUAAAGGAGGGAGAGGAAAGGUGUCGGUACUGGACAAAAAGCUAACUGGCCAGCGUCUUGACUGCAAUUGUACCAUCACUUUCCUCUUCGAUGAACACAGUGGCCGCAUUAUACGUCUAGAGCCCACUAUUGACGUUGUCUCGCCCAUGCUUCGGCUUUUCGGGAGACUCGUCGACGCCUCAGUCGUAAUAGGGAAAGCUUUACUUACGUCGGAGUGUGCUAUAGGGGACCUGUCUGGGCGGCCACGACGUGCCCGGGACUAA